Messenger RNA from Penicillium verrucosum, 1137 nucleotides. RefSeq names its product ATP-grasp fold subdomain 1. The transcript is spliced from 3 exons. Gene Ontology annotation, molecular function: ATP binding; D-alanine-D-alanine ligase activity; metal ion binding. The record is from RefSeq and is a predicted model, not a curated record. NCBI's taxonomy places the organism in Eukaryota, Fungi, Ascomycota, Eurotiomycetes, Eurotiales, Aspergillaceae. Bases 1 to 1137 code for a protein of 378 amino acids. Gene Ontology annotation, biological process: peptidoglycan biosynthetic process.
AUGUUGAAAUCCUCAUCGUCCAAAGGGGGCAUCCAGGAAUCGCAAUGGAAUACCUCUUCUAGUAGACCUAUAGUCGCAGUAUUAUUCCAAGCAAUUGACGCACCUAUGAUCCAUGGAGUCCGCAAACCACGCAAGCCAGGUGGAUAUCAGGAUUCAGGCGCAGAUAUUGCAUACACAUUACGUUCCAAGGGAAUCGAGGUCAUCACGCCCCAACCCUCCCCUUCCACUGCUCAGCAUGAGGGUUGGUGUUUCCCAGAUUCGGAAGAAGGGAUAUAUUCCGCAGUAGCCCAGGGCGCUACACACCUGUGGGCGAACACGAUCGUGUUUUCUUCCCAUCCUCUCCAAACAGCAUCCUGUCUGGAUAGUUAUGCUCUAGCUCUACGGGUCGUAGGCCAACCGCCGGGUCUAGUGGAGAAAUUCGAUGACAAGAUGUAUCUGAACGAUAAACUGCGCCAGCAAGGGAGGUUUACCUUACCUCAAUCGUGGGUUGUGAAUGAAGGAGAUGAUUUAGAUGAUCUGCUUCAGUCAAUCCCUAACUACCCCGUUGUCGGGAAACCGGUCCGUGGUCGCGGGAGCCAUGGAGUACAAGUCUGCCAUACUCCUUCUGAGCUGAAAAGUCAUAUUGAAUCCCUGUUCAGAGAAUCACCCGUUGUCCUGCUAGAGGAAUUUUUAUCCGGCGAGGAAGCCACAAUCACCGUGAUGCCCCCAUCCCUCGACCGAGCGGGAUAUUGGAGCAUGCCUCCUGUGGCCCGAUUCAACCACGACCAAGGUAUCGCGCCGUACAAUGGUACAGUAGCUGUUACUGCCAAUUCUCGCGUUGUCACCAAGGAAGAGAUGCAGGAUCAAGCUUAUGAAGUGGUGAUGCGUCAGUGCGAAGAGGUGGCAAGUCUCAUCAAGGCAACGGCUGCCAUCCGCAUUGAUGUCCGACGAUUCCGACACGGGUCCGAGUUUGCUAUUUUUGACGUCAAUGUGAAACCUAACAUGACUGGUCCUGGUCGACCAGGUCGCGAGGAUCAGGCUAGUCUGACUGCCAUGGCAGCGGCUGGGUGUGAGUGGGAUUAUCCUACACUGUUGCAAAAUAUAUUGCAUGGAGCUUCGACGCUGGAGACAUUACGUCAAUAUCGCGUUCCUUUAUAA